Molecule: messenger RNA, 2664 nt
Organism: Trichomonas vaginalis G3
Lineage: Eukaryota; Parabasalia; Trichomonadida; Trichomonadidae
Product: CNH domain containing family
Exons: 1
Coding region: 1-2664 (887 amino acids)
Biological process (GO): autophagy; vesicle-mediated transport; endosomal vesicle fusion
Cellular component (GO): membrane; cytoplasm
Source: RefSeq, a predicted model, not a curated record
AUGUCAAAAGAUUUUCCUUUAUUUGAUUCUCCUCAAUUAAAGCACACUUUUGGCGAUACAGAAAAAAUCAAAUUCAUUGUUCACACUGAUUCUUUCGCUUACGUUGUUACAGAAGACGGAAAAAUCUAUAGAACUUUAUUUGUGAAUCUAAAACUCGCAAAGAAGCAAGAAUUUACGGAAUUCCAUCCAUGGGGCAAAUGUCAAAUCAAGAAAAUCGUCCCGCAUUAUAAAGUUUCGCAUAUUGUUAGAAAUUACUCUUUAAUUGUCUUAGUUAAUCAGAAACUAUAUUCAAUACCAGAAGAUGUCAACUCAACAACAAUGAUUCCAACACCCAUUACUACUAUUCCUGAUCCUAUUGAUGAUUUUGCAAUAAAACCAAACAGAGAGAAACUUUUAGUGUUAUCAAAAAAGCGUUUAUUCUUCCUAUCAUUGGCAAACAAUUUCGGACAACUCGGUAAAUCUAUCGAAUGCCAAGAUUCAAAUAUUGUUUGCACAAAUGAUUCGGCAAUUAUCUACGGAAAGGGCGAAAAGCUGUUCAUGUUCAACUCAGAGACGUUCAAUAAUGUACCUCCACCAGCUGGUUCCUUCAGCAGAUUUGGUGUUGCGCAGGGAUAUAUGCCAAAAUCGUUUGAUCGCAAAGUUCUUGAACAAAAUGUCGCAUAUCAGUAUUACAAAAUAAGAAAGAGCGAUUCCAAUGAAAUUUGCUUUGUUUGGGAAGGCCCAUUUCAAGAUUUGAAAUUAAAUGCAGGAAGCGAAGUCGUUGAUUUCACAAUUAGCUAUCCAUACGCGUUUAUUACAUACGGAAAAACAUUUUCCAUGAUCUGUAUUCCAUUCGAACAAUUAAAUCAAAAAUAUGAAUUUUCAAAUUCUUUUACAUCACAAACAUUAUGCAUUUUACCCAACCGAAUGUUAUUGUUAGGUGUUUCUAAUAACCUCUACUUCAUCAAAUUUACAGAAGCCUACAGCCAAGUGAACUUUGUCGAAUCAUCUGGCGGAGACAAGUCAAGUUUAACAGCUUUAGAGCUUUGUCUCUCAUUCCAAGAGUCAGAGAAAGACAUCUCCCUUAUUGAGCACCAGUUAUUCCAUAAGUACGGUGCUUAUUUGCUAACUCAAGACAAAGUAACCGAAGCCUUUCAAUUUUUCCAACGAGAUUUACUUCCUCCUGCACAAGUAUUCAAAUAUUUCCCUGAAAUUUUCCCUCACGAAGCUUUGAGUAAUUUUGAGAUCGUAUCAUUGAAGAAACCAUACUUGCAAGUGAAAGAUAGACACGUAACUGGCAUCAAGAGUUACGAUGUCGAGAAAGUUAAGGCUCUACAGGACUAUAUUUACUUUGUUCUUGAUUCUCAAAAGAAUUUUGACGCAAUGAACCAGUUAAUUAUAUACUCAAUACUGGCAAAAUGUAUUGCGAUUACGGAUCCGGACAAUUUCGAGACUUUUAUUAAGGAACAUUACUCAGAUAUUUAUUUCGAGUCGACAUCUAACUUCUUUAUGUCAUUAAACUCAGUAUCAAUGUUCUGCCAGCUAUGCCAAGUACAUGGGCAACACACAAGAGCUAUAAAAUACUUCCAAAGUAAGAAAAAUUACGAUUCAAUUAUAAAAUACAUCACUUCUUCACCGGAUUACGCUGUUUUGGCCAAAACUCACUUCAAGGAUUUGGUUGAUUACAUUCCUGAGCGAAGCUAUGAAGUAUUUUGCUCUCCAAAUUUGGAUAUGAAUCAUAUUAUCGAGGGAGGCUCAGUAGGAAAGGAUGGAUCGCUGCUAAACUUCAUCCAGAACUUAAGUAACAACCAGGACAUCGUUAAAAAGAUAGAUGUUACGUUAGUAGAAAUCAAAUUUUUACGUUUUUGUAUUUUCGACAAAAACUUCGUAGAUAAGAGGUUGUGCAUGAGGUUAUGCGAGUUAUACAUAAAGAAACUACAGCCUUUGACCAAGGAACGCGCCGGUAAACAGUAUAUCUCAAUUUCGCAAGAGAACGAACAGAACAAGUUGACUCGGAAAGGUCUCAUUGAAGUACUUGAGCUCGGAGAAGUAGAGAUAGAGAUCGAUCCUGUGUUUAUUGAAGAAAAAGUUUACUCGAUUGUUUAUUCCUUCUUGAAACAGAACAUUAAUGGGUCUUCCGAGAACAGGAGCCACUUCUUCCAAAAGCUGUCGGACUGUUUCGACUUGUUAUGCAAAGUUGAGAUAGAUUUCGAAAUAACCCAAGAUUUUUGUCAAAAAACCGCUAAAAAGCUCUCAAUUAAUCCAGGUGAAAUUUAUACAUUAUUAUUAAAUAAACUGGUUGAAAAAGACUCAGAUGUUAACAGGAAACGAAUUGUAACACUUGUUAACAACAAUUCCACAGAAAUCGAUUAUGCACAAGCGAUUUCAAAGUUGCCAUCGAGUGUUACAUUGUACGACAUAUCCAAGCUACUUGAAACAGUCUCUGUUGACAGAGUUAACGAAUUAAGAAGGUUGGAAAUAGAAAACGCACUUUUGGAAGAAACAAUAAAGAGAAAGAAGCAGCAACUGAAAUAUUUAAAGGGCGGAUACGCUCAUAUAACAGGAAAUACUUUCUGUGCAAUUUGUGGAAGAGAGUUCCAUGAUCAGCUGUUUUACGUAAGACCUGAUAACACUGUUACUCAUAUUAUGUGUCUGAACGAAGGUGGAACUAACGCAAACAAUUAA